AUGCUCAAAAUAGAGAGCGUCGGAGCGGUUCCCGACAAUAUCACAGAAAGUCCCGUAAUAGCUGUGCGCCUUGUCGGAGGCGUCGCACGUAACGAAUCCUGCUCUUUUACUUCCACAAACGCUUAUGAAUUGGCCCCUAUUCGGUCUUCAAAGUCACAAGCGAAAGCCUCCGUCUGGAAAUCCAAUGUCGGUAAUACCUCGAAUGACCUUACACACUUUAGAAACACCAAGUUUGAUUUGAAUCCUCAGGCUCUCUUUGGUAAUGUGAGCCUAUGCGGGGCGUGGCACGAAAUUUUAAACCCGAGGGCAACGAUUUCAAUGAUUCGAGUCAUGGAGGAGACGUACCUCCUAUCGUUGCUACCAAAUAUCGAAAGUGGAAUCUUUGGUCAUGAAUUCAGUCGCCUGGCGAGCACUUUUGAGUACGUAAAUCGAACAUUCACGGCGCUCUAUGAGCUUCACCAAUGGUCUCAGAGUACAUCGCGCUCAGAUCUAUAUACUUCCGCACACCAACAUCAUAUCGAAGCAUCGGUCUUGUUCAGACACUCACGGCCGGAGGUGAAUGGGACUAAUUGGAUGGCGGUCUUGAUAUUUGGAAUUGGAGUUAUAAUUUUCCAAUUUGCUGCCCUUUUAAAAGCACCCGACACGAUAGACAACUAUCUUGAGCUAUUCCAUGUUUUACGUGGUUCCUUCCAGUUGGCUACUGAGUUGGCGCCAUUUCUACGAAAGAGUUCAUUGAUGCUCCUCACCCAGCCUCGCCUACAAUCACCCAAGAUGUGUCUGGAUGAACUCGCACUGAAUAUCUUAGCCUGUCUUGAUUCGCUCGACUAUCCCGAGGAUACUACGGGCGAGACUAAGCGCGCUUGCUUGCAGUCGAUUAUAUGCCUGAAAGAAUGGAUUAUUGAGGUUAAUGGAUACCCUGGAAACUCGCGUCAGUUCAUAGAUUGGCCAGCCGCUGUUCCGGAGCAGUAUAUCUCUGCUCUUUCGCAAAGACAUUCAACGUCACUUGUUAUAUUUACUUAUUGGUGUUGUAUCAUGCAUCGCUGUCCAAAGAGGUGGUAUGCUGGCUGGGCUAGCAGAGCUGCAUCAGUAGCGAUGAGUUACCUAGGGGAGGAGUGGGAUCACGUACUGGAUGCACCCCGGAAGGUAUUGACGUUGGAGCCUGGGGAUUCCAACCCCAAUACGCGGCCUUAA
Daldinia vernicosa is the source of this 1191-nucleotide messenger RNA. RefSeq lists its product as uncharacterized. NCBI's taxonomy places the organism in Eukaryota, Fungi, Ascomycota, Sordariomycetes, Xylariales, Hypoxylaceae. Gene Ontology annotation, biological process: regulation of transcription by RNA polymerase II. The record is from RefSeq and is a predicted model, not a curated record. Gene Ontology annotation, molecular function: DNA-binding transcription activator activity, RNA polymerase II-specific. The transcript has 2 exons. Bases 1 to 1191 code for a protein of 396 amino acids.